AUGACUUUCCCGUUUCUACUUUUCGUCUCCGCUAUAGCCUACAUUGCCAAGUACAACUCCCUUAACAUCUUCAUCAAUCAGGAAUAUCAGCCAACAUUCACCAUGAGCGCUUCACCGUUUGGUCAUUUCAUCUUUUUUCCAUCCGAAAUACGCUUACUCAUCUGGGAGAAUCUUGUUAAGGAGGGCUCCCUUGCGAUCCUUCGAACCAGUCAGGCAAUCUACCAUGAUAUAGCCGACCGUCUUUACGAUACAUUUGACAUCCAUCUUUUCCCAACUUUCGAAGAUCCGUGGAUCGAGAUUCGCUGUAAACUACUACGUGUGAAGUGGGUGAUCGGAAGACGAGAUUAUAACAAAUUCAGUAAUCUGGCAAGGGUACCGUACGAUAAAGUUGAACUUGUUGUUCACAUAUAUGCGCCUGACCCUGACGACUGCGGCCAAUUUAUCUUGCUCUGGGAGAAAAUAUCGAAACUAACUCAAAUGCUGUGCACUAUCGACGACUCGAGAAAGUACUGUGAUCGGGAAAACCCACACUUUAAAUAUCGGAGUGAGCCGGUGUACGAGAGAUUACAUCAACUUGGAUCUACUCCAGAGGCUAUUAUAUCUAUGGCGAUUUGCCUACGCAAGCAUAAUGGCGUUGACUGGAUCAGGAACGGCCAAGUUAACUCGACCUUUUGCAAGAACGGACUUGGAUACGACUUUAACGAGGUUUUAUUGCCGUUUUGUCGUCUAUCCCGCGUUAGAAGGUUUGAGAUCAUUCAAGGCACAGAGGAAAUGGUUGUAGCAGCUGACUGGGCGUUUGCCAACUAUGCAACUGCGUUUAUCAUGUCAGAAGGUUUUGUCACCUCUAACAACGCGGUCUACAGCCAAGACCCCGGGUACGAGGAUAUAGUCAUAGCGGGCCUGCUGAGCCACAGAGACGACCUUUUCACUCUCUGGGUGAAUUAUGGGUUCCUUGAGGUUCCCGAGCGUACUUUAUCACUCAUGAGCCGUGAGCAGCAGAUUUACCGUAUCUACACAAUGACGCAUAGGGCAUGA
Molecule: messenger RNA, 1035 nt
Organism: Aspergillus tubingensis
Lineage: Eukaryota; Fungi; Ascomycota; Eurotiomycetes; Eurotiales; Aspergillaceae
Product: short chain dehydrogenase family protein
Exons: 1
Coding region: 1-1035 (344 amino acids)
Source: RefSeq, a predicted model, not a curated record